Molecule: messenger RNA, 1008 nt
Organism: Aspergillus viridinutans
Lineage: Eukaryota; Fungi; Ascomycota; Eurotiomycetes; Eurotiales; Aspergillaceae
Product: DUF202 domain-containing protein
Exons: 3
Coding region: 1-1008 (335 amino acids)
Source: RefSeq, a predicted model, not a curated record
AUGGCAAACCCUUCUGCCGAGCAUGCGCCUGCCGCUGAGCUCUCCGCUGCACCCUCGUCCUCGAGCUCCUCCGUUUCCGGCACUCACCAAUCCAGAUUGCAGUCGCCGACCGAGAGUGAGGCCUCGCCACUGUCCGGCCGUGGCAUAGACGAGAGAGAUUGGUUCGAACUCCAACAAAUUCCGACUCAGGAUGACCAGCGGGAUGAUCUCUCCUCGGGAUCGAUAUCCUCGGGGGAAUUCCGAGUCACUACUCGUCGCACUGUAUCCCGGAGCAGCUCCAGUCGGCAGCCACGCAAGGGGGUCUUGGGCUGCAUCCAACGAUUCUGGGCAAAUAAUGUUACUUUGACGGUCCCACAAAAGAGCAACCGUGACCAUUAUGCGCUGGAACGAACGUUCUUGGCGUAUAUCCGUACCUCGAUCACCGUUGCCAUGCAGGGUGUGUUGAUCGCUCAGCUGUUCCGUCUGCAGAGCACGACCGCUGACCAUGCUCGCCUGAGUUACUAUAGAGUUGGGAUACCUCUUGCAGUUACCUGUCAUGUGAUUGCCAUUCUGAUCGCCCUGAUGGGAGCGUAUCGGUUUUGGAGACAGCAGAGCGCUGUAGCUCAUGGGAAGGUCUAUGCAGGGGGUUGGGAUCUAAAUUGGAUAGGGAUUUUUAUUGGUCUGUACGCCGCACCGAAACCGGGAGGCUACUCGAUCACGAAAGGGAACAUCUUGCUGGAAAACGUCUGUAUCAGCUAUAUUCCUGACAGAAACAAAGAACAAGCCUGUGCUGAAUCGCAUCCCCCAUGGCACGGCACACGUACUCCUGGCCUAGGGUUCCUGAGUGAAGAAUCUCGAUCUCACAUCUCGUUCCUGGAGGCGGAGUCCCUACUGCGGCGCCCUCCCCCGAGUUCCAAGGAGCCCAGCAUUUAUAUCACGGGCGGAACCCCCGUGGAUUCCAGGGCGGGCUGCUCCCGUUCGGCAGCAAAUCUCCCGAAUCUGCCCGGUAACAUCCUCGUUAGUCUUUGA